AUCAAUCUAGAUUUCGGAUAAGGGUGUAUUUUCAGAUGAUAAGGUUAUCAAAUCUUGUCAGAUUUUCAGAUAGAACCAUAGAAUCUGAAGUUCAAGUAGAAUCAGGUGCUUUCCCACCUCAAAUAGUCACAGUAUUAAUAAAAAUUAAUCGGUUAACCUUUUAG
Molecule: messenger RNA, 164 nt
Organism: Entrophospora sp. SA101
Lineage: Eukaryota; Fungi; Glomeromycota; Glomeromycetes; Entrophosporales; Entrophosporaceae
Source: the annotation of a GenBank genome assembly